This is a messenger RNA of Auanema sp. JU1783, 1695 nucleotides long. The record is from the annotation of a GenBank genome assembly. Lineage: Eukaryota; Metazoa; Nematoda; Chromadorea; Rhabditida; Rhabditidae.
AUGAAUGUUGUGUCAUCUAUAGCUCUACUCAUCUUACUUAUCACCCCAGCGACUGUUCUAUCGAAAUCUCAAAAAUGUGAGGAAUGCGAAGUAUCUGUUGAAUUAAUUCAUAGAGAUUGGGGUGAAAAUGUUACGGAAGAAUGCACAGCUGAGUUAGCCAUUUGGGUUUGUGAAGCAUUCAAAAUAGAAGAUAACUUCAUAUGUGAUGGUAUAAUAGAAAACAUUAAGGAUGAGUUCAUGUAUGUGGUCGGGAAGAUCAUAGUAGAGCCUAAUCAAGUCUGCAGCUUACUGAUUGAAGAUUGUGGAACUUUCUUUGACCCCUUAAACGUGACAUGGAGGUUACCUAUGCCCCCCAACAAGCCUACCCCUGUUCCCAAAGAGACUGUUCUACCUGGAAAUCCUACAUUAACAGUUCUUCACCUCACUGAUUUACAUUUGGACAUGUAUUAUACUAUCGGAGAAGAAGCAGAUUGCGCAACCCCUCAGUGUUGCAGACCUCAAAAUUCCCCUUAUGAGCUGAACCAGGCCGACUCCAUCAAGCAGCCAGCAGGCAAAUGGGGUACAGUUGGAAAUUGUGACGCACCUUACUGGCUACUGACUAACAUGUUGAAAGAUAUAAAGUCGACAUACCCUAAGAUUGAUUACAUUAUGGUGACAGGGGAUAUAAUGUCUCAUGCUGAUUGGAACUACACUCCUGAAACCCACGCAGCUAUGAUCAGAAACGUUUCAGCUACAAUCAAAUCAUUUUUCCCAGGCUUGAAUGUCUUCUUCUCGGUUGGAAAUCAUGAAGGAGUUCCCAUUGAUAACAUUGCACCUCAUUCCGUGCCCAAGAAGUACCAUAUGGACUGGCUAUUUGAGGCUAUCGCCGAUAGCUUUGAAACCUUCUUGCCAAACGAUCAGAUGAAGAUGGUCAAGUACAACGGUUGUUAUAUGAUGAAUCUGUAUCCAGGUUUUCGUAUAAUUUCAUUGAAUAACGUAUAUGGUGAUCAAAUGAAUUUCUGGCUAUACAUUAAUCAAACGGAUCCCGAUGGAACCAUGCAAUGGCUGAUUAACCAAUUGUCAGAUGCUGAACGGGCUGGAGAUAAAGUCCAUAUUCUAUCGCAUAUUCCCGGCAGUAAUCAUGAAUCUCUUGAAGGUUGGGCUCUCAACUAUUAUAAUGUCGUCAAUCGAUUCGAGAACACAAUUGUCGGCCAAUUCUUUGGACAUGUGCAUUCAGAGGAAUUCUAUAUGAUUUAUGAAGACGCGGAAAAUUCAAAAUCUCGUCCGACUGGUGUUGUUUAUGCAGCUCCUUCCCUCACAACAUACUCGGAAUAUUAUCCCGCUUAUCGUGUGUACACCAUAGAUGGGCGUCAUACAAACACUACAUAUCAAGUCAUUGACUUCAACGAAAGAUUCCUGAAUCUUACCAAAGCAAAUAGUAGUCCUGGAGAUCCCGUUUGGGAGUACUUAUACGAAAGUGUAAACUCUGAAUAUGGCUUAAAUGACCAGACGCCUUCUGAAUGGAAUCAUCUCAUUGAGAGGAUGAAGGCGGACAACACUUUGUUUAAUAAAUAUCGCAGAAACUUUUAUCGACGAAACAAUUUCGAUGGAGUUGGUCCCUGUGAUGAGGACUGCAAGAAGGAUUGGUUAUGUAGCGCGCGCCAGUUCCACCACAGUGCGGCCCUAUGUUCUGAUCUAGGUAAUGUUGAAGUGUGA